Molecule: messenger RNA, 3318 nt
Organism: Equus caballus (horse)
Lineage: Eukaryota; Metazoa; Chordata; Mammalia; Perissodactyla; Equidae
Gene: ANGPTL1
Product: angiopoietin like 1
Biological process (GO): cell surface receptor protein tyrosine kinase signaling pathway
Source: RefSeq, a predicted model, not a curated record
GGCCACAGAGAGGAAAUCCUAAGGAGGACAUUUUCCCCCAGUCUCCAGCAAUUUUUUGGUGACGUAAUAUGUGGGCUGAACUCGAGUCUACUGAGAAAGAGAGGGAAUCACUAUUCAAGGGUACUGUAUAUACAAUCUGGGUCAGCUGCAGCUGGUUACUGCAUUUCUCCAUGUGGCAGACAGAGCAAAACCACAAUGCUUUCUCUGCUGGAUUAAAGACAGCCCACAGACCAGAACUUCCACUAUACUACUUAAAAUUACAUAGGUGGCUUGUCAAAUUCAAUUGAUUAGUGUUGUAAGAAGAAAAAGAAGUUCCUUAUUACAGCUUGGAUUCAACGGUCCAAAACAAAAAUGCAGUUGCCAUUAAAGUCACAGACGAGCAAACUUCUCCACUGAUUUUUAAGAGCAAGAAUAAGAGCAGCAAGUUUCUGGGUUUGCUCUCUCGACAGAUGCAAAAAGACAUCAAACAACCUCAUUUCAAAAUGAAGGCUUUUAUCUGGACGCUAAGUGUGCUAUUCUUCCUACUAAUGGGCAGUGGACAUUGCAGAGGAGGACAGUUCAAAAUAAAAAAAAUAACCCAGAGGAGAUACCCUCGCGCCACAGAAGGUAAAGAGGAAGCAAAGAAAUGUGCAUACACAUUCUUGGUACCCGAACAAAAAAUAACAGGGCCAAUUUGUGUCAACACCAAAGGACAAGAUGCAGGUACCAUUAAACACAUGAUCACCAGGAUGGACCUUGAAAACCUGAAGGACGUGCUCUCCAGGCAGAAGCGGGAGAUAGAUGUCCUGCAACUGGUGGUGGAUGUAGAUGGAAACAUUGUGAAUGAGGUAAAGCUGCUGAGAAAAGAAAGCCGUAACAUGAAUUCUCGUGUUACUCAACUCUAUAUGCAACUAUUACAUGAGAUUAUCCGUAAGAGGGAUAAUUCACUUGAACUUUCUCAGUUGGAAAAUAAAAUCCUCAAUGUCACCACAGAAAUGUUGAAGAUGGCAACAAGGUACAGGGAACUGGAGGUGAAAUAUGCUUCUUUGACUGAUCUUGUCAAUAACCAAUCUGUGAUGAUCACUUUGUUGGAAGAACAGUGCUUAAGGAUAUUUUCCCGACAAGACCCCCAUGUGUCUCCUCCUCUUGUCCAGGUGGUGCCACAACAUAUUCCUAACAGUCACCAGUAUACUCCUGGUCUGCUGGGAAGUAAUGAGAUACAGAGGGAUCCAGGUUAUCCUAGAGAUUUAAUGCCACUACCAGAUCUGGCAACUUCUCCCACCAAAAGCCCUUUCAAGAGACCACCAGUAACUUUCAUCAAUGAAGGACCAUUCAAAGACUGUCAGCAUGCAAAAGAAGCUGGACACUCAGUAAGUGGAAUUUAUAUGAUUAAACCUGAAAACAGCAGAGGACCGAUGCAGUUAUGGUGUGAGCACAGUUUGGAUCCUGGGGGUUGGACUGUUAUUCAGAAAAGAAUGGAUGGCUCUGUCAACUUCUUCAGAAAUUGGGAAAAUUAUAAGAAAGGGUUUGGAAACAUUGAUGGAGAAUACUGGCUUGGACUGGAAAAUAUCUAUACGCUUAGCAAUCAAGAUAAUUAUAAAUUGUUGAUUGAAUUAGAAGACUGGAGUGAUAAAAAAGUCUACGCAGAAUAUAGCAGCUUUCGUCUGGAGCCUGAGAGCGAAUUCUAUAGACUGCGCCUGGGAACUUACCAGGGAAAUGCAGGGGACUCUAUGAUGUGGCACAAUGGCAAACAGUUCACCACACUAGACAGAGAUAAAGAUAUGUAUGCAGGAAACUGCGCGCACUUCCAUAAAGGAGGAUGGUGGUACAACGCCUGCGCACACUCUAACCUGAAUGGAGUGUGGCACAGAGGAGGCCAGUACAGAAGCAAGUACCAAGAUGGAGUAUUCUGGGCCGAAUAUCGAGGCGGGUCAUACUCCUUGAGAGCAGUUCAGAUGAUGAUCAAGCCUAUUGACUGAAGAGAGACAGUCUCCAACUUAAAUGACAUAGAACUUUAUAUUUUUCAGUUCCUAAAAAUGUAAAUUUCACAUGUAUAUUACUUCGCACAAUUUAUUUCUACAAAUAUAGUUUUUAAAUGAAUCUUACCAUAACUAUAAAAGGGGAUUUAUGAAUGUAGUUUCAUCUUCUCUUAAUAUACUUCAAAAGAUUAUUUGUAUCCAUAAUGCUAGUUAUUUUAAAAAUUAUAUUGACUACAUACAGGCAGUGUGUUUUCAAAAAUGUAAAUAUUUGCCUAAAUGUAAAACAAAUCUUAGCUUUAUUUUAAAUCAAAACUGAAUACCUGUUCAAGAUCCUUAACAAUUUAUUUAAAAACUUUAUGAGAUUCCUCUAACUUCCAAGGGAAAAAUAAUUUUAAGAUUUCAGCCAAGUAAUACAUUUUAUUUAUAAAAAUAUAGACAGGAAAUUAGAGAAAACUCUAGUUUUGCCAAUAGAAAAUACUUUCUGCAUUGAAUAAAAGUUAUUUCAAUUGAAUUUGUGCCUUUCACAUGAAAUGAUUAAAUCUGAAUUAUUGACAAUAUAUUUUAUGCCAAUUUCCCCAAAGAAUUAAGUGAUCCACAGUAUUAAAAUAAAUACAUAUUUAAAAAAAUAAUGUAGGCAAUAUUUAAAUGCUCAAUUUGUAGAAAGAGAAAUAUACAAAUGAAUUUUUCAAUAUUAUCUUCACACGAUUUGCUGGCACCAAAAUCUCCUGAAAUGCAUUAUGUUGUUAUAUCAGCAAAAUAUUGAUAUUACAAAACGCAGAAUAUUUAAGUGAGCCAAUGGUUUUACAGAUCUGAAUUAUAACUUUAAACUUAUUAAUACCCCUCACACCCACCAGCCAAUUUGCUGAUCCUUACUAUUUGGAAAAAACCUCUCUGCUCUUCAAGUCAGAAAGCUUGGACAGCUUUAUAAGCAUUAUUGCAUACUUAUGAGUGAGACUAAAACAACUUCAAGGAACUGUUAGACAUUUUCCCAAUACUGAGAUUCAACAGCCUCAGAACAGAAUCCAUAGGGGUUUGGCUAUUCCAAAUUGCUAAUUCCAUUUUAUAGUGUGUGUGACUUUAUAACUCAUCUUUGCAACUAACAAGUUUAUUACCAACCUUCCGGAACAAUUUCCUUCCGGAAACAUGUUCAUUGCUUACAGCUGAUCUUCCCUUAAUUCAUUUGUGAACUAAAAUUUUAGAGGAAUCUCAUGAGACUUUUGCUCAAGCAAAAAGAAAAUCCAGUCAGAACUGAAGAUAAUCAUUUGAACAACUCAAGUCCACCAACAUGACCAAUGGUUUUCCUCUGUCACAUCUCAAAAUAAAACUUUUGGUCGAAGAAGGUAAGAGAACAUCAAAACCC